UCCACUAAGCAAGGAGUUAUCGCCGUGUGUUUUGAUGUGUCGUCCUGAAGUACUAUGUGCAACUUGCAAUGGUCCAUAUUAUAAUUCGAAGAGAAGUGACAUAUUAAUGUGGUAGAAAAAUAACAAUUAAUAUCAUUAUGUUCUUGAAGGUUUAUUACUAUUUUCUAUUAGUAAAUAAAGUGAAACAAUGCACGUGAUAAAACAAUACAUAUUGGUAUGGUUUAACAAGUAGUUCAUAAUGAGCCAUAAUAUUGCCGGCAUGGCCCCAUACAGGAUGGCUGGUCCUGGUCUAGGGCCACCUGACUUCAAACCUCCAAACGAGGCACCUCACAUACCCGCACCCGCGCCUAGUAAUCCUAAAAAGAGACGGAAAAAUGCAAGCGCAGCCAGCAACCAAUUACCUCCAACACCAGCGCCCAGUCUACAAGACUUACUACCUCCCCCAUGUUCUGGAUUUGGUGAUACUAUUGUGGCUUCAAAUCCUUUCGAUGAUAUGCCAUUUCCAUCUUCUAUGUCUCACAAUGGACCGAUGGGACAUAAUGCAUUGGCAAUGCUGGGUCAUAAUGGACCUCCGCAUUCUGGUAUGAACCCUCAUCUGCAUCACCACCCGCAUCAGGGUGGACCUCCUUGGGGAGGUCCCAUGGGGCAUAUGGGAAUGCCCAAUCAACACAUGCCUAUGCCCAACAUGAAUAAUUCAAGGCAAAUGGGAAGUCCUAUGACAGCAGGACCUAUGGGCAGCCCUAUGAAUAUGCCUAUGGGUUCACCUAUGGGUGGUCCAAUGGGCAGUCCAAUGAACACAAUGAAUCCUAUGAAUCAUAUGGGUAACACACCUAUGGGACCUCCCAUGCAUAGUCCACUGGGGCCAAUGGGUAAUGGACCAUCAAGUAUGGGAGGUCCAAGAAUGAAUGUUCCAAAUAGUUCGAGACCAAUGAGUAGUCCUAUGAAUUCUGGUCCCCAUGGCCCUAUGGUACCUCCAAUGCACAGUCCUUUAGGACAAAUGGGCAAUGGACCUGCGGGUAUGGGAGGACCAAGGAUGACAGCGCCUAAUGGGAGCAUGGGUCCUAAUGGACCAGGUCAAUGCGGGAAAGUAUAUCCUCCGGACCAUCCAAUGGUUUUCAAUCCACAAAAUCCAAACGCGCCUCCUAUAUACCCUUGUGGAUUUGCCACAAAGAGGUACAAAUAUGAUCAAGCAAUACUAUGUGAAAGUGGCUGCAACUUCUGGUUUCACAGGGGUUGUACGGGAUUGACAGAAGCAGCUUUUCAAUUACUAACAGCGGAAGUUUAUGCAGAAUGGGUCUGCGACAAGUGUUUGAAUUCAAAAAAUAUACCUCUUGUUAAAUUCAAGCCGUGAGUUUUCUUGAAGAGACAUCA
Ctenocephalides felis (cat flea) is the source of this 1371-nucleotide messenger RNA. RefSeq names its product protein pygopus-like. NCBI's taxonomy places the organism in Eukaryota, Metazoa, Arthropoda, Insecta, Siphonaptera, Pulicidae. The record is from RefSeq and is a predicted model, not a curated record.